This is a messenger RNA of Aedes albopictus (Asian tiger mosquito), 5405 nucleotides long. RefSeq lists its product as uncharacterized. NCBI's taxonomy places the organism in Eukaryota, Metazoa, Arthropoda, Insecta, Diptera, Culicidae. Bases 1007 to 3244 code for a protein of 745 amino acids. The transcript is spliced from 2 exons. The record is from RefSeq and is a predicted model, not a curated record.
AUGACCACCCUAUCCUUAGCGGUGUAUUCGAUGUUUAACUAAUACAAAGAGCUGAUAUACUAAACGAAAUAAAAGAGGCUCAUUCGAGCUUAAGCCGUUGAUUCAGACGGAGCCAAAUUCUAACUUCGCUUUUCCUUAGAUAUUACGUGAAAGAUACCCUAUUAUAUUAACGGUCCUAAUCAGGGCUAAACCCUAAAGUACUUUAUAAAAAGUGUAUUCAUAAAUAAUACAGUGGCGACGAGGAAAAUUCGUGAAAACAGUGCAUUGCGUGUCGUGCAUAAAAUCGCUCAAACGGUAAUACCCAGUGUGAGCAGGCGUAAGUACAAGCAGAGUUUCCUCGAGAUUAGCACCUCGAGAAACUUGAAGCAGGACAGACAGGUUUGACUUGUUGAUUGUUUUGACGAAAGAAACGAUUAGAGCAUCUGUUGGGUCACAAAUCUAUUGAUUGCAGUAAAGAAUACAUAUAUUAAUAUUGUGAAUUCAACCUGCUUGCAUAAUUUCGCUCAGCGUGGUUUUAACGCCAUCUUGUUCUUUAACUCUUUUAUUUUACAGCUAUUGGACUGGCUCAUAAAGGUACCUAAUAUUCUCCAGAAGCCAUUGAAUUAUCUGCAUGAGAAGAAAACGCUGUUAAAGGAGAGUGAGUGCUCUGUGAAACUUUGGGCUGUUGUGUUGCUGUUGCUGCUCCCGCUUGCUGUUGUUGUUGUGGUUCCUGGCCUGCUGUUCAUAACCGAGAGCGUGAGAAGAUCAAGUGAGUGCUGUGAUACGCAUUAGUGAAGGCUGGUAUAGGGAGAUAGCUCACUCCUCAUAGGCUGUUCACAUACCUCUCAAGCUUUAGUGAAGAUCGCAUCGUUGUCGGUUGCAUUCAGUGAGCGAGCGCAAGGAAACCCUAGUCUAGGUAGACGAUUGCAUGUAUCGUUGAACCUCAUCUGCAAGCAACAUCACAAAAGUACAAUCACCGGCGGUGAUAGUUUUGCUGCCCCAACAGUAUUACGUAGUGGUCAUCAUUAUGGCAACACCUGGUAUGAUUGGGUCAAUAGACCAGUACCAGAGGCACAAAUCUUUCACCCAUUAUGUGGAGCGAUUUGAAGUGAUGUGUAAGCUAAAUAAAGUUAAUGCUGAGACGAAGCAAUCUUGGUUUAUUUCAGUUAGCGGAGACGAGGUUUUUGAGGAGAUAAAACUGAUUUUUCCCAAAAAAGAUGUUUGUGAAAUUCCAUACGACGAAAUGAUAAAGAAAUUAAAAGCGCGUUUCGACAAGGUAGAGCCUGCCUUAAUGAAUAGAUACGAGUUUUACAACCGUAUACAAAAACCAAAUGAAUCAGCCGAAAAUUUUGUAUUGGCGGUGAAAUUAUUAGCUGAAAAUUGCAAUUUUAGGGAGUUUAAAGAUGAGGCAAUUCGCGAUAGAUUGAUUAUCGGGCUGCGAGAUAAAGAUCUUAGAAAGAAGCUUCUUAUGGACGAUGACGUGAAUCUUGAAACAGUUGAAAAAACCAUUAUAACAAGUGAGAAGGCUGAGAGUAGGGCAGGCCACAUUGAAGAUUUCGGCGAGUCUAGUAAAGUGUUGUCGGUAAAGGAACGUUUAGGUAGGCGAAAUAACGAAUAUGAGCGCAGAAAAGACAUGGAUAGACCUCGUUAUCGCAGUUGGAGCCGCGACCGUAGUAGAAGCAAUGAUCGUAACAGAAAUUUUGAGCGUAUCAGAGCUAGGGAAAAUGACUGGAGCAGAAGUUACCGAGAUAACCGUUCAAAACAUAUUCACAAUAGUGCAGUGUGCAAUUACUGUAAACGGAAAGGGCACAUUCGCAAAAAUUGCUACUUUUUGCAAGGCAACACACGGGGAAAGUCGGUUAACUUUGUGGACGAUAAACAAGAGCAAGUAGAAGCGGUGGCUACGGAUAAGUUUGAUAGAAUGCGAGCUAACGAGUCUAGUGAUGAAUCAGAGAUUAGUUGUAUGAUGAUAGCUACCGUUAACAAGGCUAACGAACCGUGUCUAAUAGAUGUUUUGGUACAAGACUGCAAGAUUUCUAUGGAAGUUGAUACAGGGUCGGCGGUGGCUGUUAUAAGCGCAAUUUUAUACAAGCGAUUGUUCCAUCACCUCCAGAUUUCUAAAUGCAACAGAAGAUUGGUUGUAGUUAAUGGUUCCAGUAUUGCAGUGUUAGGGCAAAUUUCUGUAGAAGUAGAAUUGAACGGCAUGCGCACAGACAGAAGUUUAAUCGUGUUGAAUACCGCCAAGGACUUCACUCCGCUUCUGGGCAGGGACUGGUUAAAGGUGUUCUACCCGAAUUGGAAGGAUGGUUUUAUGCAACUUCAAACAGUUAAAAAUAUUGGCAUUGCGGAAACUUCAGAACAUGCGCUAAGUACGAUUAAGAAAAAAUAUAGUAAAGUGUUUGAUAAGGAUUUAACCGUACCAAUUGCAGGGCACGAAGCGGAACUAACCUUCAAAUCUUCGCAACCGAUUUUUAAAAAGGCCUAUCAAGUACCAUAUAACAUAAAAGACAAAUUUUUGGUUCAUCUAGAUACACUAGAAAAGCAGGAAAUUAUUACACCCAUCCAGGCGAGUGAAUGGGCUUCACCAGUCAUUGCUGUAGUAAAAAAAGAUGGAGAAAUAAGAAUGGUAAUCGACUGCAAAGUCUCGUUAAACAAAAUUUUGAUACCAAACACUUAUCCUCUUCCACUCGCGGAGGAUAUUUUUGCAUCUUUGGCGGGCUGUACAGUUUUUUGCUCCCUGGAUUUAGCCGGAGCAUAUACUCAACUAAAACUCUCUCAGCGUUCAAGAAAAUAUGUAGUAAUAAAUACUAUUAAAGGUUUGUACACCUACAACCGUUUACCACAGGGUGCUAGCUCUAGUGCGGCUCUCUUCCAGAAAAUUAUGGACCAAAUACUCCAAGGACUAGAUGGUGUAUGUUGCUAUUUGGAUGACGUGCUCAUUGCUGGCAAGACAUUUAAAGAAUGUUUGGACAAAUUGGAGAGCGUCCUUGCUCGGCUCUCCAGUGCAAAUAUACAUGUAAAUUUCAAAAAGUGCAAGUUUUUUGUAUCCUCCUUACAAUAUUUGGGACAUUUAAUCACUAACAAUGGUUUAUUACCUGCUCCUGACAAAAUUUCUACAAUUGAGAGGGCAAAGACACCUGAAAAUGUGACAGAGUUAAAAGCUUACCUUGGAUUGUUCAAUUAUUAUAAUAAAUUUGUGCCUAACGUAUCUGUCAAGCUGAAAUGCUUAUACAAUCUUUUAAGAAAAGACGUACAAUUUGAGUGAACAAAAAAUUGUGAUGAUGCGUUCAAAGAGAGUAAAGCAAAUUUGUUGAAUGCAAAUUUAUUAGCGUAUUAUGACUCCAAAAAGCCCUUGUUAGUGGUUACAGAUGCCUGCAAUUAUGGAUUGGGAGGCGUAUUAGCCCAAAUGGAGGGGGAUAUUGAAAGACCAAUUUGCUUCACUUCAUUCUCACUAAAUGCCGCUCAACAAAAAUAUCCCAUAUUGCACCUAGAAGCUCUGGCUUUAGUAUGUGUUAUAAAAAAAUUCCACAAAUUUCUUUUUGGUCAAAAAUUCAAAGUGUAUACGGACCACAAACCUUUAAUAGGGAUUUUUGGCAAAGAGGGGCGAAAUUCUAUAUUCGUCACAAGAUUGCAGCGCUACAUAAUGGAACUCUCCAUUUACGAUUAUGAGAUUGAGUAUCGUCCUGGUUCCAAAUUGGGUAAUGCAGAUUUUUGUAGCCGAUUCCCUUUAGAUCAGCGUAUACCAAGUAGUAUAGAUCAGGCACACAUACACAAUUUGAAUUACUUCAAUGAAAUUCCCAUAGAUUUUUCCUUAGUUUCAAAAGAAACUCAGUUGGAUAAAAUUUUGAAUCAAAUAGUAGGAUUCAUGACUUUUGGUUGGCCAAAAAAGAUUGCAGAUCAGUUUAAAGAUUUUUUUGCUCUGAAGUCAAGGCUGGAGUUAAUAGAUGGUGUGUUGAUGGUUGAGGACAAAGUAGUAAUCCCUUAUGCCUUAAGGGAUGGAAUCUUGAAACUACUUCAUGCAAAUCAUCAAGGAAUUGUUAAAAUGAAAACUUUGGCGAGAAGAGCAGUUUAUUGGCCUGGUUUGACUUCAGAUAUUGAAGAUUUUGUAAAGUCAUGCGAAUCUUGCGUUAAAAUGGAAAUAGUGAAGAAACCUGAUGCCUAUACAACUUGGAUUGCUACCACACGGCCAUUCAGCCGUUUGCAUGCUGACUUCUUUUAUUUCGAAGGAAAUAAUUUCCUUCUAAUCGUUGAUAGCCACACUAAGUGGUUAGAGGUUGAAUGGAUGCGAUCGGGAACUACUGCCAGAAUUGUGAAUAAGAAAUUUGCCUCUGUAUUUGCCCGGUUCGGUCUGCCAGACGUGGUGGUCACUGAUGGUGGUCCGCCAUUUAAUUCGUUUGAAUUCGUGAACUUUCUGGAAUGUCAGGGCAUAAAGGUACUAAAAAGUCCGCCUUACCAUCCUUCAAGUAAUGGACAGGCUGAGAGGAUGGUAAGGGUUGCGAAAGAAGUGCUUAAAAAGUAUAUGCUCGAUAGUAAACUAAAAUCGCUAGAUGUUGAUGACAGAAUCAAUUUAUUUCUGAUAAAUUAUAGAAAUAGUUGCUCUGGGGAGGAGAGUUUAUUUCCAUCUGAGAAAAUGCUUUCAUAUAAGCCGAAAAUGUUAUUGGAUUUGAUCAAUCCAAAUAAAUCGUACAAGAAUUACUUGGAAAUACCUACCGAGAGUAAACAGUCCUUUAGCCAAAGCAAGACCGAAGUAUCUCCUAAAAUACUUCAGGAUGGCUUAGAUAAGCUAGUGGCAGGGGAUAAGUUGUACUAUAAAAAUGUUAAUAAAUUUCCCAGAUGGUUGGAAGCAACUUUGAUUAAGAGAGUAUCUUUGAAUGUUUUUCAGAUUUUAGUUGGGAAGCAUACAACGAAUGCACACAGGCAUCAAUUGAAGGUCGCAUACGAAUCGAAUAGAGGCAAAGUGAGGGUUCAGUGCCCGAUGGAGCAACACUCUGGUACGAGUAAGCGAAGACGGACCUCGUUGGACGAUGAAGAAGAUUUCGAAGGCUUCUCAAACUCCCAGGAUGAGAGCGGCAGACCCAGGAAGAAGAAGAUCAGAGCGCCUGAACGAAGUCCCAUCGUUACGCGUUCGAAGGAUGCCCAUCGUAGCUAGGCGUAACUCGCUGGAGCUAGCAGGUGUCAACCAUUUGAUUUCGGAGUUGUGAAAUAGUCAAGAGAAGAAUUUAUUGAAUUAUUGAAAAGCAAACAAGUUGCAUUCGAAAAUGUUUUUUUAUGAUAAAGUUGUCUCUUAAGGGGGGAGAAUUGUAAUGACCACCCUAUCCUUAGCGGUGUAUUCGAUGUUUAACUAAUACAAAGAGCUGAUAUACUAAACGAAAUAAAAGAGGCUCAUUCGAGCUUAAGCCGUUGAUUCAGACGGAGCCAAAUUCUAA